This is a messenger RNA of Amphimedon queenslandica, 1321 nucleotides long. RefSeq names its product CCR4-NOT transcription complex subunit 7-like. Bases 183 to 1052 code for a protein of 289 amino acids. Lineage: Eukaryota; Metazoa; Porifera; Demospongiae; Haplosclerida; Niphatidae. The transcript has 6 exons. Gene Ontology annotation, molecular function: poly(A)-specific ribonuclease activity; nucleic acid binding. The record is from RefSeq and is a predicted model, not a curated record. Gene Ontology annotation, cellular component: CCR4-NOT complex.
GUAGUAGGGGGGGGGCUUAUUUAAAAUGGUGGCUGAAAGUCACCUUCAUUUCUGGCUCUAAAAUUUGGCACCCAUACUUUUAACAGAGACCAUAACUGUUUAAUAUUGCCUACCAAGGAUCAUCUCUUCAAGCUGAAUUAUCCUUACGGCCAUUAGAAGAUUGAGAAGCUCAAAACAGGGCAAUGAAUCACGGGAAUGGAGUAGUAGGCGGAGUGGGAGGAGGAGGAAUGAAAGGGAACGAGACAGACUGUAUUGUAGAGGUAUGGGCCAAGAACAUGGAAGAGGAGUUUGCUAGAAUAAGACAAAUCGUUCAAGAAUAUCCCUACGUAUCCAUAGAUACCGAGUUUCCUGGUGUAGUGGCUCGGCCGAUUGAGGAUUUUGGGAGCCAGGCCGACUACCAGUACCAGCUGGUCAAGUGUAACGUGAACCUCCUCAAAUUAAUGCAAUUAGGACUCACUUUUUAUAACGAGAAGGGAGAGAAGCCCCCUGGGCCAUCGACGUUCCAAUUUAACUUCAAAUUUAGCUUAAACGAAGACAUGUAUGCUCAAGAUUCUAUUGAUAUGCUACACGACGCUGGUCUCUUGUUUAAGAAACACGAAGAAGAAGGAAUCGCUGUGAUGGAUUUCGCCGAAUUACUGAUAUCCUCUGGUUUGGUCCUUUGUGAAGACGUGGUAUGGAUAGCAUUUGCUAGUUCUUAUGAUUUCGGUUAUCUGAUUCGGUUGUUGACCAACGAGAAUCUACCCGAAGAUGAACCUGACUUCUUUCAACUCAUUUCUUGCUAUUUUCCACAAAUCUACGACGUCAAGUAUCUCAUGAAGAGUUGCAAGAACCUGAAAGGGGGACUCCAGGAAGUCGCAGAUUUUCUAAGACUUGAGAGAAUUGGUAUACAGCAUCAAGCUGGGAGUGACAGCUUCAUAACAGGAUCGGCCUUCUUUAAAAUUAAAGAAGAGUUUUUUGAUGACACUAUCGAUGACGACAAGUAUUGUGGUAAUGUGUUUGGACUGGGUAAUGCAUACCCAAGCAAUGGAAACGGAUACGAGACAUCACAAUAAUAACUACAAUUAGCAUAUAUCAUCUUUCUAUUACUUCUCCUGGCCCUUUCCCUAUAAAAUACAGAUGCAGAGGAGGGAAUUUAUUCUUUUUUGUUAUAUUAUUAUUCUUAUCUAUUCAUAUAAAGGUCUGGCACUCUCCCUCCCUCCCUUUUUCUCUCUUCUCUCUCUCUCUCUCUCAUGCCUAUAUUGUACAUACAUGGCUCUCUCUCUCUUGUGUUUUUUUGCUACUUACUUCAUUAUCUUUUUCAUUUAAUAUUAACAUAAUUAUA